Messenger RNA from Tripterygium wilfordii, 2130 nucleotides. RefSeq names its product signal peptide peptidase-like 2. Lineage: Eukaryota; Viridiplantae; Streptophyta; Magnoliopsida; Celastrales; Celastraceae. Gene Ontology annotation, cellular component: cytoplasmic side of endoplasmic reticulum membrane; lysosomal membrane; lumenal side of endoplasmic reticulum membrane. The transcript has 14 exons. Gene Ontology annotation, biological process: membrane protein proteolysis. The coding region runs from base 104 to 1762 and encodes 552 amino acids. The record is from RefSeq and is a predicted model, not a curated record. Gene Ontology annotation, molecular function: aspartic endopeptidase activity, intramembrane cleaving.
CAUAGAAGAACAGGCAAACAAAGCGUAUAAAGAAAACGAAAAAUGGAAAGAAGCUGCUUCAAGCUGUUGUUUAUCUCUCUCUCCGUGUCUCUCUCUGCUUUCGAUGCAGAGAGGAGAAAUUGAAAAGCAAAGCAAGAGAAGAAUCCGCAUGGAAUGGCAGAAGCUCUGCUUGGUGGUGAUCUUUGUAUCACUGGCUUGCCAACCUCUCUUCGUCGCAGCGGGUGACAUAGUCCACGACGACGAUUCAGCUCCUAAGAAGCCUGGGUGUGAGAACGACUUCGUUUUGGUGAAAGUUCAAACUUGGGUUAAUGGAAUAGAGGAUGCAGAAUUUGUUGGCGUGGGUGCUAGAUUUGGCACUACCAUAGUGUCAAAAGAAAAAAAUGCAAACCAAACCCGCCUUGCCCUUUCAGAUCCUCGUGAUUGCUGUAGUUCGCCAAAGACUAAGCUUACUGGAGAUGUCAUCAUGGUGGACCGAGGCCACUGCAAAUUCACAACUAAGGCAAAUAAUGCGGAGACUGCUGGUGCCUCAGCUAUCCUUAUCAUAAACAACCAGAAAGAACUUUAUAAGAUGGUUUGUGAGCCAGAUGAAACCGAUCUAGAUAUACACAUACCUGCUAUUAUGCUCCCACAAGAUGCUGGCACAAGCUUGGAAAGAAUGCUAAUGAAUCAUUCAUCAGUGAAAGUUCAGCUAUAUUCUCCACGCCGACCUCUUGUUGACAUAGCCGAAGUCUUUUUAUGGAUGAUGGCUGUUGGCACGAUUUUGUGCGCAUCUUUUUGGUCUGCAUGGAGUGCCAGAGAAGCAGUAAUUGAGCAAGAAAAGCUAUUAAAGGAUGCUGAUGAUAUUCCAGAUGCCAAAGUUCAAGGUGACGGUGGCAUUGUGGAUAUCAACACUACAUCAGCAGUCCUCUUUGUUGUUAUCGCUUCAUGCUUCUUGAUUAUGCUUUACAAACUUAUGUCUUAUUGGUUUGUGGAGCUUCUGGUGGUUCUCUUCUGUAUUGGUGGUGUAGAGGGACUGCAAACUUGCUUGGUUGCUUUGUUGUCCAGGUGGUUCAAACGUACUGGAGAAUUGUACAUUAAAGUGCCUUUCUUUGGAGCUGUCUCAUAUCUUACGUUGGCUGUUGCUCCAUUCUGCAUAGCAUUUGCUGUUGUCUGGGCAGUUUAUCGUACUGUAUCCUUUGCCUGGAUAGGUCAAGAUGUACUUGGUAUUGCUUUGAUAAUUACUGUUCUUCAAAUUGUUCGUGUACCAAAUCUUAAGGUAGGGACAGUUUUGCUCGGCUGUGCCUUCUUGUACGACAUAUUCUGGGUGUUCAUUUCUAAGAAGUUGUUUAAUGAAAGUGUAAUGAUUGUGGUCGCUCGUGGUGAUAGAAGUGGAGAAGAUGGCAUUCCAAUGCUACUAAAGAUCCCACGCAUGUUUGACCCAUGGGGUGGUUAUAGCAUCAUAGGAUUUGGUGACAUCCUUCUACCAGGAUUGGUGGUUACUUUCGCACUGAGAUAUGAUUUUCUUGCAAAUAAGAGUCUUCGAUCUGGAUACUUCUUGUGGGCAAUGUUUGCUUACGGAAUGGGUCUUCUCGUAACGUAUGUGGCACUAAAUUUGAUGGAUGGACAUGGCCAACCAGCAUUGCUAUACAUCGUUCCCUUCACGCUAGGAACUUUGAUAACUUUAGCAAAGAAGAGAGGCGAUCUCAAGAAUCUUUGGACUCAAAGAGAGCCAGAGAGACCUUGCCCACAUGUCCGUCUCCAUCACAGCCAACAGAAUGAAUGAGGAAAAAUCAAACCUCAUUUAGUUAUAUGGUAGCGUUUGUACAACAUUGCUGGUCAUCAGAAUCUGGCGACAGACAGCCGGUCAAGCUCAGUUUUAACUUUACAGUGAAACUCGAAGGUUUGAUGUUCUCUAAUUUAAUCAAGCAUAGUCUGCAACAUUUGUUCAGGGAAGUUCUGCUUCUCUCAUUUCUAGUUUGAUGCAUUUAAUUAUUGCUGCUGCCAGAGGUGGGAAUGAAUUUUAUUUUCUGGGUUUUUAUGCGUCUAGUACCACAAGUAGGGCUGCAAAAGAGUCAGGUUUUCGCUGAGUUUGGCUCAGCUCCUUGAGAGGUUGUUCGGUUAGAUCAAUGAACUGAGUUCAAAAAGUUUCUC